Molecule: messenger RNA, 1900 nt
Organism: Monomorium pharaonis (pharaoh ant)
Lineage: Eukaryota; Metazoa; Arthropoda; Insecta; Hymenoptera; Formicidae
Product: brain protein I3
Exons: 4
Coding region: 181-546 (121 amino acids)
Source: RefSeq, a predicted model, not a curated record
CAGUAUUUUUGUCUUUUUUUAAUAUUCAGUGAGAGAUAAGGACAGAAUUACUGCUGUGUCGACUUGUGUUUCUUAUUGGAAAGUUCCUAUUAUUAGACGGCAUUACAUUCACAAGUUAUGAAAAUCAAGCAUUCCUAUCACAUGUAAUAAGAUACUUAUUAAAAUAAUAGUGAAUUGAUUAUGGAAACACAACCGCUAAAAGCUCCCGAAAAACUGCCGUAUUUCACCGCAACAGCUCCACCAGGUGCAUUACAGUUUCUAGUGAAUACUUCAUGGCAACCACCUCCUGGAUAUUAUCCUAACAACAUCGAUCCUGGCUAUCAAGAAAGCCAUGUCCCGUCAUAUGGCUCUACACAUUCCACCGCAAUCAUUGUUCCAGAAAUUAUUAUAGUCGGCGGGUGUCCAGCAUGCAGAGUAGGUGUAAUGGAAGACGAUUAUACAUGCCUUGGUUUGCUUUGUGCGAUUCUCUUUUUUCCCUUUGGAAUUCUUUGUUGUUUGCUGUUAAAAACAAGACGCUGUUCAAAUUGCGGAGCUUAUUUUGGUUAAUUAAAAUAAUGUUAAAAAUAAAUCACCGGGCUACCGCAUCGUGACACACUAGCUUUGAGCAGCUAAGCGACGAACAACAUGCGGCGAUACAUCGCGAUAAUAUAAGUCCGCAAAUCAAUUCUGUAAACGGAAUAUAUUGUAACGAGCGCGUCCAAAACCCCGAAAUACGUAGACCCCCGGUAACACCGUUAUCGAAACGUAUAUUAGCAAUAGCGAAUGUCAGAAGGUAGAAAUUCACCGAUACCGAACGAAUCGUGAUCAUUUAGCGAAUCGGCGACUCGAUUUAUACGUUAUUGCGAAUUAAAUCUUGCGUGACAAGCGGCACAAGUCCUUCGCAAGAAGAAAAUGUUUGUAGGGCCUUAGAGUACCCCCUUGAAAGCGAUAGCGAACUACCCGAGCACAUUAUACGCGAGCGAGAAUUUCCGUUCGCGAGUCUUGAUUCUAGUUUAUUCGACAAAAAUGCAGUUGACGCGACACGACAAGACCGUGUUGAAAAGGAACGAGACCAUACGUUAAUCGUACUCCAAGCCGCGUAUCUUUACAAGGCGAAUUUUCAUUGACCUCGUAUGAUUUAGAUAUAUUUAAUCCCGAAGAAAUCCUUGAAAGAUACAACAUAAACACUGACGAGCAAGCGGGAGCACAACAAUCGGAAGCCCAACAAUUCAUUGCCAACGUCGAACAAGAAAUACAACAAAUUCAUCAGGAGAUAAUCGAAAAUCCGGCCGAACGAACCGCACAACUUAACCUUGAGACCGUCCACCAGAGCCACCCAAUCCGACCAGGAGCCGAUUCCAUCCACGAGCGGCGUAAAGUUCUUCACGGCAAAGGCGAUCGAGGGAAAGGACAUCAAGGGAAGGCGCACCAAGAGCCUGCGGCUUGAGCGGGUUAAAGAUAAAGCGUAGUAAUGCGCGAACACCCUAUUUUAAUAUCAGUAUUCUAAGUUUAAGAUCAAGAAAGCGGACCAAGCCAAUUUUUAGUUAUGUUAUGUGAUAUUUGUUUAAGUUAUAAUUUUAUAUGUAAAGAACUCCGCGGAAUAACAGCGCGAACGUCAAAGUUUUAGUGCUAACCAAAUUUUAUGCAUGACACGUAAGUUAGGGUACGUUAUUUUGUUCUAAAUUAGCUCAUUUUAUAUUAUUUCACUAUUUAACACUUUCUUCUAAUUAAAAUAGUAUUGCGUUACAGAAACCAUAGCCUAUACCAUAUCUAAUGUGUAAAAUAAUAAUAUAACCUCACAUUUAAUGUUCAAAGGCAAUUUUAUAAUUUUGUAAGUUUGUUUAUGUUUUCAUAUAGCGAGAUUACAUAAUAGAGAUUGAAAGAUGUUAUUUUAUCAAAUAAAGUACAAAUCUUAAGUUGA